UCUUAUAAAACAGAAGACAGUUAUCGUUAGAAUACCAAAACGUAUUCUUCUCCACUUUCAGUAACCCUUAUAACUCAGCAUGAAAAGGAACAUGUUAUGUUUAUUGUUGUUUUCUCUCAUUUUGAUCCAAAUAAAUGGAAUUUCCAUUUUAACAGGCGAAAACAACAAACAAGGGGAUCAAACGGACGGAAACACAGUUCCGACAAAACGAGCAGAUAUUCUUCAGCAACUUUUAAACCAGGAAACGAUCAUCAGAAUGUCUUUAGAAAAAAGUGUACGUGACCUCAUGAAAGAAGUUGCAAAUAUGAAGACAAAAAUAACAAUGUUAGAAACAUCUACGAGAGAGUUAAGUAACAUUCAAAUGGAAAAUCAACAACUCGAAAGAAACCAUUUAAGUCAUUUGAAAGAAAAUCUCACUCGAAUUGAAGAGAGCUUUCCUGAACUACUUACAGAAAAGUGUGAACAAAUGUAUGUGAACGUGAAUCGUUCAUUGGAAAUAAUGGACAACGAACUGAUUUCCCGACACAAACAACUUUUACAAAACGUUUCCAACCUUGAGAUGAUUCACCGUGGCAAGCAAGAUACAUCCGUGAACCGUGCUGUCGCUUUUGAUGCUUCCUUAACUGCAAAUCGGAAUACCUUUACUGGCAGAGUUGUUUUUGGAAAAGUAGCUCUAAAUGCUGGGAAUGGAUAUGACGGGUCUACUGGAAUAUUUACAGCCCCACAGACAGGGAUCUAUGUGUUUGAAUGGACAACAGUUGUCUGGGCUGGAAAAGUGUCUUUUACUUUAUUGAAUGCUGGCGGACAGAAGAAGAGGAAAAAUCAUUGCUUUGAUAAAAAUUCAUUGAAUAAUUUUUGUAGUAGAAUGAGCGUUGUCAAGCUAAAUGAAGGUGAAAAAGCAUGGAUAGAGACUUAUAGUGGAACAGCUUUAGAUCACAGAAGUUCGAUUGCUUGCUUUAUGUUGUAAAAAAAGAACAAAUCACUAGGUUCGUUUGAAUCUUGACCCCAUUCAAUUCAAGGGGAUAUAUACUCAUGCAAAAGAGUACGAGAAAAACAAGA
This is a messenger RNA of Saccostrea cuccullata (small rock oyster), 1059 nucleotides long. RefSeq names its product multimerin-2-like. The record is from RefSeq and is a predicted model, not a curated record. NCBI's taxonomy places the organism in Eukaryota, Metazoa, Mollusca, Bivalvia, Ostreida, Ostreidae. Bases 80 to 967 code for a protein of 295 amino acids. Gene Ontology annotation, molecular function: protein binding. The transcript is spliced from 2 exons.